Culicoides brevitarsis is the source of this 1463-nucleotide messenger RNA. Its product is annotated as serine/threonine-protein phosphatase PP1-beta catalytic subunit. Lineage: Eukaryota; Metazoa; Arthropoda; Insecta; Diptera; Ceratopogonidae. The coding region runs from base 4 to 990 and encodes 328 amino acids. The record is from RefSeq and is a predicted model, not a curated record. Gene Ontology annotation, molecular function: protein serine/threonine phosphatase activity. Gene Ontology annotation, cellular component: cytoplasm; nucleus. The transcript has a single exon.
AGAAUGGGCGACGAUUUUGACCUAGAUAAUCUGAUAUGUAGGCUUUUGGAGGCGAGAGGAUGUCGUCCGGGCAAACAAGUAAAUAUGACGGAAGACGAAGUGCGUGGUUUGUGUCUAAAAUCGCGCGAAAUCUUCCUGCAGCAGCCAAUUUUGCUCGAACUUGAGGCGCCAUUGAAGAUUUGCGGCGACAUUCAUGGGCAAUUCACGGAUUUGUUGCGUUUAUUCGAGUACGGAGGCUUUCCGCCGGAAGCUAAUUAUCUCUUUCUCGGGGAUUACGUUGACCGGGGCAAACAAUCGCUCGAAACAAUUUGCCUCUUGUUGGCGUACAAAAUCAAGUAUCCGGAAAAUUUUUUCCUGCUGCGGGGGAAUCACGAAUGCGCGAGCAUUAAUCGCAUUUACGGCUUCUACGACGAGUGCAAGCGUCGUUACAACAUCAAAUUGUGGAAAACGUUUACGGACUGCUUCAAUUGCCUUCCCAUUGCCGCGAUCAUUGACGAGAAGAUUUUUUGUUGUCACGGCGGCUUGUCGCCCGAUUUGCAGGGCAUGGAACAAAUUCGACGCAUCAUGCGACCAACAGAUGUGCCCGAUACCGGCCUAUUGUGCGACUUGCUAUGGAGCGAUCCCGACAAAGAUGUUUCCGGAUGGGACGAGAACGAUCGCGGCGUGAGUUUUACCUUUGGCGCCGACGUUGUCAACAAAUUCCUCAACAGAUACGAGAUGGAUUUGAUUUGUCGUGCGCAUCAAGUCGUCGAAGAUGGUUACGAAUUCUUUGCGAAACGGAAACUCGUGACACUCUUUUCGGCGCCCAACUACUGCGGCGAGUUUGACAAUGCGGGCGGCAUGAUGUCUGUCGACGAAUCGCUCAUGUGCUCCUUCCAAAUCUUGAAGCCGUCGGAGAAGAAGGCGAAAUAUCAGUACAGCGGGCUUAACGCAAGUCGACCUCACACUCCGCAAGCGAAUCAGGCAGCGAUAUCCAAUAAGAAAAAGUAAUAUUUUUGUUUCUGUUAGAUGUUAAUUGAUUACUAUUAUUAUUAUUGUAUUACGAUUAUCAGUAGAUUUCCCGCAUUCACCCAUUCAAUUCGACUCCUUCUCCUCCUGACACACAUACAUUUAACCUACGACACAUAACUAAAUCGUAAAAUUAAUAUAAUUGUCAUAAGAAGUACAUAAACAAACGUAUAUUAUACAUAUAGCAAUAUAAUCCUUAAAGUAAUGACUCUACCAGUUAAUAAGUAUAUAAUUUAAUGUGAAAUGUAAGAACGAAGGCAUGAACAAAAAAAAACUCUAAAUAAAAACGUACAUUUCUCCAAAGCAACUAAUAAUCAAAUUCAGACAGACCCGUUAAUUCCUCUCUUCUACUUUUUCAUUAUUUUAUAAAAAAAAAUACGCUAAAAUGAUGAUGAAAUGAAAUAAAAAAAUACAAAAUUGCUACUUAUACUUACUACAUACUCAUAAAGGAAAAA